Messenger RNA from Cuscuta campestris, 3389 nucleotides. The record is from the annotation of a GenBank genome assembly. NCBI's taxonomy places the organism in Eukaryota, Viridiplantae, Streptophyta, Magnoliopsida, Solanales, Convolvulaceae.
AACUAUCUGUUGUGUGGUUGUAGUUAUUUUGUUUGCUCUGGCUCACAUUGAACUGUUAAAGCAUCUGAGCUCCAUCUAUUGCGCAGACUGCUGUAUCUUAUCUCCCUCUCUCUCAUAUGAAUGUGAUCAUUAUAUUUUUAUUCUCUUGGUUGGUUGUUGUUAUGCACGAUUGAGAGCUGAGAGUAGCGUGUGUUCCUUUUCUUGCUGCGUUCAUAAGGUCGCAAGUGACCUGAGGGGCGAGUUGAGAUGAUAGGAUUGAGUGAUUUCGGGUUAUAUAACUGUAUUCUUUAUUAGUCAUGGCUAUGCUAAAAACAGUAAUAUUUUGUGAGUCUAUGAAUUCCCCAAGAUCUUGAUUAUGUGGGUGUGCAUUGGGUCUCUUGCAAUAAUUAUAUGUAGAUAACAAUGGAGGGUUCUUCCGAGUCUGGUUUGCAGAAGUCUGAUGGUUCCAGAUGGUUGAAGUCUUCACCCUUCAUUGAAAGAAAUCCGAGAUUGGUUCAGGGAAGCACAGUAAAGUCAUCUAGUAAUGCAUUACUUGCUCGGAAGGGAAGUGAAACUGUUCUGUUGCCUAAAAUGAAUCGGUGGAGAUCCCACUCCGAGUUUCCUGAGAGUGAGCUAGCGCCUGACAGAUAUGGUAGGGUGGUUAAUUUGAGAAAGUGGCUGGACGAUCCCGAAAGAGCAGUGGACGCUCUUGAAUGUUUGCAAAUAUUCACUCAAGUUGUAGAAAUUGUUCACAUGUCACAUUCUCAGGGAAAUGUCUUCCAUAAUUUGCGACCCUCAUGCUUUGUGUUAUCCUCAUUCAACCGUGUCUCCUUUAUGGAAUUGGCAUCAUGCUCUAAUUCUACUUCGGGUUUACUUGAAGUUAGGUUAAACAGCCAAACAGCAAAGUUUAAGGGUUCAAUUUCAUCUUCUCCUCGUGACUCUGAACUAGAAGGACGGCCGUUGGUAACACCCAGGUUGCAACUUGAGAGGUAUCCUACCAAUAUGUUACCCAUAGUGUCUGAAACGGUUUGCCAACAGCAGCAAUCAGAGCAUGCUAAGCCAUGUUCUGAAACCUCUAAGAGCCAACAAAUGGAGGUGGAAGAGAAGCUUCCAUUUCCUAUGAAACAGAUAUUGCUUUUGGAAAUCAAUUGGUAUACUAGCCCAGAAGAGGUUGCCAGUGCUCCAAGCUCCUGUGCUUCUGACAUUUAUCGACUUGGAGUUCUCCUCUUUGAGCUGUUCUCCACAUCCAAUUCACUAGAAGAGAAGAGUAUCACUAUGUCUAAUUUGAGACACCGAGUCCUCCCAACCCAUUUGCUUUUGAAGUGGCCCAAAGAAGCUUCAUUUUGCUUGUGGUUACUGCACCCUGAGCCCAGCAGUAGGCCAAAUUUGGGCGAGUUAUCACAAAGUGAGUUCUUGAAUGAUCCAAAAGAACAGCUUGAAGACCAAGAUGCAGCAAUAGAGCUUAGAGAAAAAAUAGCGGAGCAGGAACUGUUGUUGGAGUUUCUUUUGCUCAUGCAUCAGAAAAAAUUAGAGGCUGCAGAAAUUUUGAAUGAAACAGUGUCUUUUCUAUCUACGGAUAUAGAAGAAGUUACAAAUAUGAAGACAUCAAUGAGGAUAAAGGGAGCAUCUGACCUGGCAGUGGGCAAGGAUCCACCGUCAAACAGGACUAGUAGGCCUCAAAAUGAUGAUGAUAAUGGAAACAGAGGAUCUAGAAAGCGAUCAAGGCCAGGCCUUGGUACCUGCUAUUCGGAGGUGUCCGGCAACCAAUCAGAUGAGUAUAAAAUAUCAAAGACACUUGUUGAAAAUGAAGGGACCUUUCUCUCAAAAAGUUCCCGGUUGAUGAACGAUUUCAAAAAGAUAGAGGCAGCUUAUUACUUGACUAGACGCAGAUCUUUAAAACCUGCCGGUAAACCCUUGAGCAGACAUCCUCAUAUAAGUAGUGAUGGCAAGUGUUCUGCCUUAGUAGCUGAAAAAAGUUCUGUCAGUAAUUUGUCAUCAAAGGGAAGCUACAAUAAGGGAACACAAAGUGGAUGGAUCAAUUCAUUCCUAGAAGGCUUGUGCAAGUAUCUCUCUUUCAGUAAGUUAGAAGUGAAGGCAGACUUGAAGCAAGGGGAUCUACUAAAUUCUUCAAAUCUUGUAUGCUCUCUCAGCUUUGACCGUGAUGGUGAAUUUUUUGCAAGUGCUGGUGUAAAUAAGAAAAUCAAGGUCUUUGAAUACAAUUCAAUCUUAAAUGAAGAUCAUGAUAUUCAUUAUCCUGUUGUUGAAAUGGAAAGUAAAUCAAAGCUAAGCAGUAUUUGUUGGAAUAGUUAUAUCAAAAGCCAAAUUGCUUCAAGUAACUUUGAAGGUGUAGUGCAGGUAUGGGAUGUCACAAGGAGCCAACUUUUCAUGGAAAUGAGAGAGCAUGAGAGGAGGGUCUGGUCUGUGGACUUCUCAGUUGCAGAUCCAACUAUGUUGGCCAGCGGCAGUGACGAUGGAUCUGUUAAACUAUGGAACAUCAAUCAGGCAAGUGCCAGUGUUGGAACCAUCAAAACAAAAGCAAAUGUAUGCUGUGUUCAGUUUCCCUUUGAUUCUGGCCAUUCCCUUGCAUUUGGUUCUGCAGAUCAUAGAAUCUAUUACUAUGAUCUGCGGAAUUCUAAAAUUCCUUUAUGCACUCUAAUUGGCCACAACAAGACGGUGAGCUAUGUCAAGUUUAUUGAUUCAACAACACUUGUGUCUGCAUCGACUGAUAACACAAUAAAGCUUUGGGAUUUGUCAAUGUGCACAUCUCGGAUUCUUGAUUGCCCUAUCCAGUCAUACAGUGGACACAUGAAUGUAAAGAACUUUGUCGGCCUCUCUGUAUGUGAUGGUUACAUUGCAACUGGUUCAGAAACAAAUGAGGUUUACAUAUACCACAAAGCUUUUCCAAUGCCUGCAUUAUCAUCCAACAAGUUUACUAGCACGGACCCACUUUCUGGCGAUGCGGUGGAUGACACCUCACAGUUUAUAUCAUCGGUUUGCUGGCAUGGUAAGUCAUCCACCUUAGUUGCGGCAAAUUCAAUGGGCAAUAUGAAGAUCUUGGAUAUGGUUUAGUGACUAAAAAACACGUAAAUGACUGCAAUGGAAGUUACUCUGGCAUCUGAGGUGAAACUUUUCGUAGGAACUGUGGGCUCAAAGAUGUGGUUAACAAGAAAAAAAAGAUGAUUUUUGUAACUAGUUCAUAGCGGAAACAGCCGAAUUGGGGUAGAGUAUAUAGAUAACACGGAGGGGUGAAAAAGCUGAUACUCCGUAAUUGUUUCGCUCGACUGAGGUUGAGUUAAUGAAGUGUAAAAAGAUUUAACCGUCCCAUUUUAUUCCGUAUUCGUACUAUAAUCACCCACCAAUUAGGUAUUUGUACUAAUAUUAGUCAAACAUCAUAAACUAAAAUAUAUGGA